Messenger RNA from Drosophila biarmipes, 474 nucleotides. RefSeq names its product cytochrome c oxidase subunit NDUFA4 (gene ND-MLRQ). The coding region runs from base 133 to 384 and encodes 83 amino acids. The record is from RefSeq and is a predicted model, not a curated record. Lineage: Eukaryota; Metazoa; Arthropoda; Insecta; Diptera; Drosophilidae. The transcript is spliced from 4 exons.
AGGCUAUUACAGGCACGCACUCUGUGGGACUUAUGAAGCACUUCUGAAUCUACUAAACCUAUCGAAUCACUUAGUACUUGUCGUUUUUAUAACAAAUUUCAUCACACUGAUAACUGUAAAAAAAUUAGGAAAAUGCAAGGACUUGGACUACAAAGCUUAAAAAAAAACCCAGCAUUAAUUCCGCUUUACGUGUGUGUUGGAGCGGGAGCUAUAGGGGCCGUCUACUAUAUGGCUCGGCUCGCUACUCGGAACCCAGAUGUCACUUGGAACCGCUCAUCAAAUCCCGAGCCAUGGCAAGAAUAUAAAGACAAACAAUAUAAGUUUUACUCGCCAGUGAGGGAUUAUACAAAAACUAAGACUGCUGCACCAAAUUUUGAUGAAUAAAUUACGCUUAUUGGGUUACUGUAAUUAGAGUACAGAAAAUGUAGUUUCAAAUUGCUUCAGAAUAUUAAAAAACACCUACAUUGCGUUAAA